Molecule: messenger RNA, 747 nt
Organism: Diaporthe amygdali
Lineage: Eukaryota; Fungi; Ascomycota; Sordariomycetes; Diaporthales; Diaporthaceae
Exons: 4
Coding region: 1-747 (248 amino acids)
Source: RefSeq, a predicted model, not a curated record
AUGAAAGGAUUACUGGAUCAAAGCAAUUAUCAGAGGCUGAACCGAGAAUCGAAGGAGCAGUCCGAAGCACACAUCAGCAACAUGUCACCAAGCUGGCUGCAACUGUGGCUGUCGCCGCGCCCCACGCAACGCACGACAACGGCGCAUGACGCAUCUGUCACCACGGCCGAGGACGCGAUCCUUUAUGACUUCGUCAAAAACAACGCCGGCCUCAGCGCCGUGCGCGAGACCCAUUACCUGAGUAAGAAGGUCGUUCGCGAUGGCAAGUCGGGCCCACCGCUGCACAUCCACCUGCGCCAGGACGAGCACUUCGAGGUGCAGCAGGGCGUGCUGGGUGUUGUGAAGAACGGAAAGGAGUAUGCCAUCACGAAGGAUGACGGCCGGAUCUCUGUGCCGUCCGGAGCGAGACACACUUUCUGGGCCCACGCCUCAUCGAAAGAAGACCUCAUCUUCACCGUGUGGGUUGAGCCCCAGGGCCUCGACCACGGCUUCGACGAGGCUUUCAUGCGCAACUUCAGCGGAUACCUGAAGGAUUGUGAGAAGAGCAAGGUCGCACCCUCGCUCUUCCAGAUCCUGCUGUUUCUGUACCACAGCGACAUUGUGCUGACGCCCCCAUUCUGGACGCCGAUCUGGCUAUUGGUAGUUCUGCAUCAUGUCUUGGCCUAUUGGGUGGGGGCAGGACUACUUGGGUACCAAGCGAGUUACCCUGAGUAUAGCCUGCUACAUGAGGACAAGAAGUUGAAAUAA